This is a messenger RNA of Onychostoma macrolepis, 4364 nucleotides long. RefSeq names its product zona pellucida glycoprotein 3d tandem duplicate 1 (gene zp3d.1). Bases 1178 to 3076 code for a protein of 632 amino acids. The transcript has 9 exons. The record is from RefSeq and is a predicted model, not a curated record. Gene Ontology annotation, biological process: egg coat formation; positive regulation of acrosome reaction; binding of sperm to zona pellucida. Gene Ontology annotation, cellular component: extracellular matrix. NCBI's taxonomy places the organism in Eukaryota, Metazoa, Chordata, Actinopteri, Cypriniformes, Cyprinidae. Gene Ontology annotation, molecular function: acrosin binding.
UAUUUGUUUUAAUUGUAAUAAUCACAAGAUCAGCUAGAUUCUAGAUAGGGAAAGCUAAUUCAGAUGUCAUUGGGAACAUCCUGGUUUGGUAGCUAUAAUAGUUUAUAGUCACAAGCUGGCUGAUGCCAUUUUUAAUGGCUGUACUGUAAGUCAGAAGUUACACCUAAAAUGUGUAUUGCUGGUCUUUUAUGAAUCACUUGAAUGAAUUAGACUUACUGUAAGACAUUUUGUUGAAGUAGACAAGUGUAUUUCUGGUCUCAUAGCAAAAAUCAUUGUGUAUGGGGAAAAAAACUAUUCUUUUAGUUUAAAUCAGUCAAAAAGUCCCACAAUGCUGUUUAAGGUCUUAAUUGUGCAUGCUUCUAACUAAAAAGUUAUAAACCAAAUUUUGUGUUAAAUGCGAUAGCAACCUUUAGCUUAAUGCUGGAACCCGAAACUGAAUUUAUUUAAAGAAACGUCGAAUGAAUUUGAGAACAUACUCGUCUUUAACAGCGUUCGAUUUGGUAAUAUUUUUUAUUAUUUGAGUCGGAUCUUUUUAAUGAAUAGUUCGACUCUUAUUGAUUCGGAUCUUGCGAUUGUCGAAUCGAACCGACUCAGUGAACCAUAAAUUGAGCGUACCGAGGACCAGGCAAAAAGUAAGUUAAUUUAAUUUAGCAAACAUGUAACAAAUAAAAACAAUUUUAUCCGCUCAUAUAGGAAAUAAACUCGUUUUAAAUAAACAUCUAGAACAGAAGGGGAAAAGUGGUAUAAAAAGUUAACGAAUUUCAGCAUUGUUUAAUGUGAAUCCAUAUUACAUGGGCAAUAUAUUUAUGAGCUAAAUCAUGGCAGGUACACCUUUUUUUUUUUUAGUUAAUUAUUAUUUUUAUAGGCCUAUUUAAUUAUUCGGAAGAAAAAAAAACAUUUUUCAAUUAAAAAGUAAUCGAUGAAACCACAUAAUAAACAGCAAUACAUAUACGACGCCGAGGCGGAAUUACGUGAUGACGUUAUUUUAUUUUAUUUUAUUUUAUUUUAUCCGGUUCAUUGAAAUAAACUAUUCGAAAGAACUGACUGUCAUCACUAAACGAGUAAUUAGUAGUCGUCGCGUCAUCAAUCAACAGGUGGCUGCGGCGCGCGACUUGCGUUCUUCUCAGCUGCGUUUUAUUUACUUCCUCCAUGUGACAUUUAAGACUUAAUAGUUAGCAUGGAGCGAACGAGUUUGUAUUUUUGUUGUUCUUUGUACUUUAUUGGCAUGCUGCACAUCACCAGAGCUUACACUUAUGGGACCGGGGGUCAUCUAGAAUAUAGCAAUGUCGUCUCCACGGAGCAGAAAGUCCAUGACAUGCAGCUCAUGCUAGGCGCGGUCAGGCCGUGGACAGGAGACAGCGAGUUUACGAAGAACCCUGCGGUUAUGCGACCAUACCACGUUUUCCCAAUGUUCCAGCACGGUCCAGUUCCUCUCGCUGACAUGGAGCUGUUCAGACCUGUGUCCGGGAGAAGACAGUUACCAAGCCGCUUGACUAGCCUUCUAAUCCCACAAAUGAACCCUCAGCUCAUGCAGGUGUCUCCCGUGCGUAACGCUCGUGGUGUGGAGGUGUGGUGUGGUUACAGUAAGAUCUCAGUGCGCAUGAAUAAGAGUCUGCUGGGCUUCAGAAGUUCACAGUUUUCAUUUCUCCUGGGAACAUGUCCUGUCUCUCGCUCAGACGAGAACUUUCUGUAUUUUCAUUACGACCUCAAUGACUGUGAGAGCUCGUUAACGAUGAUGAAAGGCCAGAUCAUGUAUUCCAACACGUUGCACUAUACUCCAGCAGAGCCUCCAGGGACAGUCAUCCGCGCUGUGCCCCUUAUAUUAAACAUCCAGUGCCUAUACAAUAGAUUUCAUCAUUCCUACAAAAUGGGCUUCCUGCCUGUGGCGAGGGAGCAUGUGUUUCACAAGAUUUUUGAACGCAGGGCCAAGUUUAGUCUUUAUGUGUGUAAUGAUCGCUGGGAAAGACUCGAGGGAAAUGGGAGUUUUGUGCUUGGCGAGCCCAUGUAUUUUGAAGUCAGUGCUGCUUAUAUAUCCGAGGACGAAAGAAUUUUUGUUGACUCCUGCCAUGCAACAGCAUCAACAGACCCAAAGUCUAUUCCACAACAUGAUGUUAUUUAUAAUUAUGGGUGUAUGGAGGACAGCAGAAGACAAGCAAGUCUCUCACGCUUUCUCCAAAGACAGUCUAACAUCAUAAGGUUUUCAGUCGAUGCCUUUUUACUCCCCCAAGUUACUGGCUCGAACUUUUACCUACAUUGCACAGUAACAGUUCACAGUGCCACUACAAGUGCCAUAGCAAAGUCAUGUACCUAUAACAAUGUAGAGAGAAGGUGGGAGGAACUCUACACCGAUGCAUCUGUUUGUGCUUGUUGUGAUUCCACGUGUGAAAUUGAAUCCUAUUCUUCUUUGCCCCAUGUGACACAAUCUAUAACAAGCAAACCCUGGAUUUUGGACAAAAACAAACAAUCUUUAAUCCAGACUAUGGAAGGGUGGGUCAAAGUUCAAGAGGAAACAGAACAGAUGAAGUUCAAGAGCGCAGAAGGAAUCGAUGAAGAGGAAGAAGAUGGUCACACUGUGGAGAUUGUGACUGAUACUGAAGAACAAAUAGAAGCAAAAGAGAAACAUAAAAAGUUGCCCAUGAAUGAUUUAGAUGAGGAUGUAGAAGUAAUUGUUGGGACAGUGGAAACAACUGCUAAAGAGUUAAAGGAUAAAAAGGGUGAUCGUUCUGGAAAAGUAAUGCUUUUUAGGGAGUGGAAGAACAGGGCUGUAAAGAUUGGAGAGGAUGCUGGGAGACGCAAGAGCACAAGUAGAACUGAUAUUGUUAAACGGCCGGGUGUUCAGUUGAUAGAAGAGCUUUUGGAAGAUGUUAAUAAUGACCAAGCAUCCAGCAAGAGUGGAGUACAAGAAAUGAUUCACAUUACCAGAGAAGAACUGUCCGAAGAUGAAACACAGCCUGAAGAUUCUGAGAAGAACAUGCAAGUACAAAGUACAAUAGGUCCAUCACAAAUAGUGAUGGAUGAAGAGAUAUUUUUAAAUGCCAAACAUGAACCAGUGGAGUGGAAUCAAGAUAAACACUAACUAUAACUGAUGUGGGAAAAAUGGAGGACUGACUUUUGAGGUCAUUCCAGGGUCUCCAAGGUUCCUUGAAUGAUCUUUUUCGGACUUGCAUCUGUGGGGCAAGAGAUCUCUGCAUACUUUCUUACGGAUUCAACUGAAUUCAACAAAAUAUAAGUAGUCACAUUUUCUGUACUUGUAUUGAAAAGUAUGCAUUCUUUAAAGUACUGUGCUAACAUUCACUGUAAUGUCAUCAGAAUAUUAAAACAUUUUUGAUUGAUCAUUAGUUUUCUUUUUCUGAUGUCCUCUGACCUCAUUGGUGCCUCAGUGACUUAUUCUUAAAAAGAUAAUCUCACAGUUCAUAUUUUACCCCAAAAUCAAAAAAAAUAAAAAUGCAUAAAGAAAAUUCUACUGAUUUGUAUGACAAUUAAGUUGUUUGGUUUGUUUGUUUUUUGCAUUAUGAUCUUCUGUCUAAAUUUGUUCAUAAAUCACAGGAAUAAAACCUCAAGAGAAUACCCUGACGUGAUUAGACAUGUGAAUGAAUAUGGAGAACAGACACAUUUGAGAAUAAAGAGCAGUAACAGAUUUCGGCAAUCUCUAAUUUACUGUCAGAUUUGAUGGCCAUGCUGUAUAUGUCUGUAUACUGCUCACAUCAGAUGAAAAUGCAUUUUAAAAUCCAGAUUAAAGGUUUAGACAUCAUUAGGGUAACAGAUUUCGGUAACCUACACUGCCUUGUCCAAUUUGGUGAACCUUCUGUAUCUGUUCUCAUAAGACCAAAACACUUAUAUAAAACCAAGGAGGCCAGAUGCCAGCAGAGCGAAUUUGGGUAAAAUUAAAGCCAUUCUGUGUAAAAAUAAAGAGAGAUAAUAGAUUUUGGUAACUUUUUAAUACUGUGCUGUUAUGUCUGUUGCUGGUCACAUUAGAAUAAUAUGCUUUCUAGGGUAUAAAACAGGAGUUUAGACAUCUUUGAAGAGCAUUAAAGCCAUUCUUUAUGAAAUGAAGGGUAACUUAUGCUGCCUUAUCGGCUUCAGCAACUGUGCUUUAGCUAUGUCUCCAUGUGUUUGCAGCAGACCAAAAUGCUUUCUAGAUCAUGAGAAAGCUGAAAUUAGACAUCACCAGAGUGAAUAUGGCUACUAUUAAAGCCAACAAAUCUCAAUAGCAACUAGAUUUUAUUAGUUUAUUUAUUUAAUGAAUAAAUAAUCAGAAAGGUGAAACACAAACAGAAAAAAACAAAGUAUGCAAAAUAAUGAUAGACCCACCCAGCUUGGGACACUAAAAACAUUAUUUCUUGGAAAAGGUGCCUUCUUGCACG